Messenger RNA from Culicoides brevitarsis, 1010 nucleotides. RefSeq names its product proteasome subunit alpha type-4 (gene Prosalpha3). Gene Ontology annotation, cellular component: proteasome core complex; cytosol; proteasome core complex, alpha-subunit complex. Bases 138 to 920 code for a protein of 260 amino acids. The record is from RefSeq and is a predicted model, not a curated record. Lineage: Eukaryota; Metazoa; Arthropoda; Insecta; Diptera; Ceratopogonidae. Gene Ontology annotation, biological process: proteasomal protein catabolic process; ubiquitin-dependent protein catabolic process. The transcript is spliced from 2 exons.
AAUCAGAGGAAGACGUCAAAGAACUGUCAAACUCGGUGAUUUGGUAAAUAUUCAAGUCGUCGCAUAAAUUUAUCGAAUUUUUGCAGUUUUUAAGUGAUUUUUCUUCAAAUUAACCAAUUUACGUUUGAGAAUCCACAAUGGCUCGUCGAUAUGAUUCCCGCACCACAAUCUUCUCGCCCGAAGGUCGUUUGUACCAAGUUGAGUACGCCAUGGAAGCUAUUUCACAUGCAGGUACUUGUUUGGGCAUUUUAGCGAAAGACGGGAUUCUCCUGGCUGCCGAGAAGCGCGACACAAACAAAUUGCUCGACAACGUCGUCUUUUCCGAGAAAAUUUACAAGUUAAAUGAGGAUAUGGUGUGUUCCGUUGCCGGCAUCACGUCAGAUGCGAAUGUUCUCACGAACGAACUGCGUCUCAUUGCACAACGCUACCAACUGAACUACGGCGAGCCCAUGCCCUGCGAGCAACUCGUCUCGUAUUUGUGUGAUAUCAAGCAAGCGUACACGCAAUACGGCGGCAAACGACCCUUCGGCGUCUCAAUUCUCUACAUGGGAUGGGACAAGCACUACGGAUACCAGUUGUACCAAUCGGAUCCGAGCGGAAAUUAUGGCGGAUGGAAGGCAACGUGCAUCGGACACAAUGCUCCCGCUGCCGUAUCAGCCCUGAAACAGGAACUCAACGAAAAUGAGUUGAAGACGUUGUCACAAGCGGAAGAUUUGGCCGUGAAAAUUUUGAGUAAAACGCUCGAUAUGACAAAACUUACGGCGGAAAAGGUCGAGAUGGCAACGUUGACGCGCGAAAACGACAAAACCGUCAUCAAGAUUUUGUCCAACGACGAAGUGGAGAAGUUGAUUAAGAAAUACGAGAAAAUCGAAGCUGAAUUGGAGGCUGCAAAGAAGGAAAAAUUAGGCUUGAAGUCAUAAGUUGUUACGAGUUUGCAUUCAUUUUUCGAUAUUUUUAAUAAUGUACUUUUAAUUUUCUUCGGGAAAAUAAAGAUUCUUUCCACAAAUCUC